This is a messenger RNA of Prunus armeniaca (apricot), 261 nucleotides long. The record is from the annotation of a GenBank genome assembly. NCBI's taxonomy places the organism in Eukaryota, Viridiplantae, Streptophyta, Magnoliopsida, Rosales, Rosaceae.
AUGAAUAGACUCAAAUACCCUAAGUUAACGCCCUUGAGAGAUACUGAUCUUUCCAACCCAGUGCCCCUGUGCUACCAGAUGGAUGGAUCUUCCGAAAAGAAAGAAAAACCAAAAUUGCUUGCACUCGAAGACCGUAAUGUAGCUCGGAAAGACAGAGUGGAUGGCUGGAAGAAGAUGAAGCACGAGAAGAUUGUUAUUCGAAUGAGCACUGGCCAAGCUACUUCAGAUCCGAUGUGCGACGACUCUUCAUCAUGGUUAUAA